AGACAAGGGGCAAGAUGCCGAUUGCAAAUUUCAACGAUGCGCCUCCGUUUAAUGAGAAGCCGCGACCAACCGAGACCGUCACCAAGCCAUCGGUGUUAGAGCAGCGCAAACGUGUCAAUAGAGAGGCUACACCACAACUAGCUGCAAACUAUCCGAAUAUCAUUCGCACAACAGGAACGAAAUCUUUGCAGGCGCUUAGUGAAUACCUGGACGGGAUUGAGAAAGAAAAUUCGAGCAACAAGAAGACUCAGCCAAAGACAACAAAUCAUAAGAAGAGGGCGGCAUCACUUGCAUCAAACUCACCACUUGCAAAGCGUCGUUCCCAGGGCCCUGGUCUACCUGUUCGGGAACCGAAACACGGCCUCAGUGCCCUCAUCAGUCAAGUCAACCCUUUGGAAGAAGACACUACGUCCGCUCCAAUCACACAUACUCACCUGGCCCUCUUGGCGAAGGAUACGCAAGAAAAUCCAGUCCCGAAGCCGAAGCGACCAGAGCGUAGAUUCAUUGACCCCGGAUUGUUCACUUCACCAAAAAGAGGGAUUUCGAGGAGACAUUCUCUAACCAAAGUUGACUGGCACGGUAGCCCCAUACAGACUGGCCCACAAGCGCCUCAGGAAUCUCAAAUCUUGCAGAGGUAUGAGGAACAGGCCGCAGCAGACAACGGGCAAUUCGGUGAUCGGAUUGAGACUGGUGACGACGCAAGCGAUUCAUCUCCACCUCCCUUCCAACAUCUCAAGUACGCAGGUUCCGGCACUUUGAUUACCCCCAAAAUCAUGUCAAGCAACAGGAAAAGGCUUCCCGGGUCUCCUUUGGCAGAAUCCACUGCCAUAUCAGGCCAUAUGCCACAGCAAUUGCUCAACAAAGCAAGUAUGCUUGCUCCAACAGAUGAAUCCAGUAACCCUUUCACCCAACAAGCGCAUAAAGCUGGAGAGAUUACACCGGAUACAGACUUCAUGAAGUCGAUCUGCAGGCCGGCCGGAGUUCGUCGGGUAAAAUUCGUUGAGCCAAUACCUAAAGAAGACAGGAUCAGCCCUCCGGUCAGAGGGAUUCUUUGGCCCAAAACUUUAAAGGCUCUACCGGCAGAGCCAGACGAAGGCCCUGACAAGACCCUGGUCGGUGAAGAAGACGAAGACCUCGAAAAAACUCUGGUUGAUGAAGAAAACGAAGCCAGCCCGUGCACCUUGAUGAUAUCAGAUGACUCCUCUCCCGAGCUAACAUCAGACCCCACCACCGCCUCCAGCGAGCAGGAAGAUGACCCCCUCGCUGCCGAAAUGGAAUGGGAGGCAUCCCUCCCGCCGCACCAACAAGACAUGGUGACGAUCUUAACGCGUCUCUCCCGCCACCUUGUACGGAACCUCAUCGACAAAGAAACAGCAAUCCACGACAUCGUGGCCGAGUACGAGAGGGUUGCGACGGCGAUAGUUGAUAAUAUGGAACAGAAGCAUAAGAGAGAAUAUACGGAGAAGAGGGCUCUGGUGCAUGAGGCGAGCGCGAAGGUGGGGCGGAGGUUUGGGGAGAUUGAGCAAAGGAUGGGACGGGAAUUGAAGGAGGCGGAGAGGGCUUGUAGAGGCGUGGAGAGGGGGUGGGAAGAAAGGUUGAAGGAGGGGGAAGAGCUGGUGAAGGGGCUGAGGGGGAUGUGGGAGAGGUUCGAGGAGUAGGUUUAGUUGUGGAUGUGAAAGGUUGGUUGGUUUUCCCCGUCUCUCUUUAUUUCUCUACCUCUCUGUUUUGUGGGCGAUAUGGGAAGGUACAGUUGCUGUUAGUUAGCUUGUUGCCCUGAAAAGCCAGUUAGACAGUAUGUUCUGCAGCGACAAUCAGGUAAACAC
Aplosporella prunicola CBS 121167 is the source of this 1823-nucleotide messenger RNA. RefSeq lists its product as uncharacterized. Bases 15 to 1658 code for a protein of 547 amino acids. The record is from RefSeq and is a predicted model, not a curated record. The transcript has a single exon. NCBI's taxonomy places the organism in Eukaryota, Fungi, Ascomycota, Dothideomycetes, Botryosphaeriales, Aplosporellaceae.